Messenger RNA from Talpa occidentalis (Iberian mole), 726 nucleotides. RefSeq names its product prefoldin subunit 6 (gene PFDN6). NCBI's taxonomy places the organism in Eukaryota, Metazoa, Chordata, Mammalia, Eulipotyphla, Talpidae. Gene Ontology annotation, cellular component: cytoplasm; prefoldin complex. Gene Ontology annotation, molecular function: protein-folding chaperone binding. Gene Ontology annotation, biological process: chaperone-mediated protein complex assembly; protein folding. The transcript is spliced from 5 exons. The record is from RefSeq and is a predicted model, not a curated record. Bases 86 to 643 code for a protein of 185 amino acids.
UUCCAACCUUGCUUAAAACCUUCCGAGUCCAGUCAGUUUUAGCAGAACGCCACUGACUAAACACGUCAGAACUACAAUUCCCAGAAUGAGUCAGGCGACAACUUCCGGCGCCGUCUUUUCCCAGCAUUCUUUGUUUACUUCCGGGUUUUCAAUACUGAGAGGAGAACGCCAGGCCAGGGACGAGACCUCGGGUCCUUUCCAGAGUGAAAUCCAGCCGCCCCUCUCCCACUCCCCGCAGACUUUCGUCCCCGCCAUGGCUGAACUGAUUCAGAAGAAGUUACAGGGAGAAGUGGAGAAAUAUCAACAGCUACAAAAGGAUUUGAGUAAAUCCAUGUCAGGGCGGCAGAAGCUGGAGGCACAACUAACAGAAAACAAUAUCGUGAAGGAGGAACUGGCCCUGCUAGAUGGGUCCAACGUGGUCUUUAAACUUCUGGGUCCCGUGCUGGUCAAACAGGAGCUGGGGGAGGCUCGGGCCACAGUUGGGAAGAGGCUGGACUAUAUCACAGCUGAAAUUAAGAGAUACGAAUCCCAGCUCCGAGACCUUGAGCGGCAAUCAGAACAACAGAGGGAGACCCUUGCUCAGCUGCAACAGGAGUUCCAGCGGGCCCAGGCAGCAAAGGCAGGGGCUUCUGGGAAGGCCUGACCCCAUGGUAGGGGGGAGGGGAGGGGAGGGAAUGAGGCAGCUCUAGGGUCUAUACUGUAGCUAAUAAAAUGUGAAAAUACCUG